UGGAAAGUGAAGGAAAAAGCUAGUUCUCUGUGCUGCAAUACCGAAAACAAAAACUAGGAUUUGAGAUUGACAAAACCAAAAGGUAUUCCUGGAGAACGCUCAAUGUUUUCUCUGUGUGCAGAUGGCUUCUGCGGCAUAGCACCAAAAGCAGGGUCUACUCUAGCUGGUGUCUAUAUGAUUCUGAUGAGCAAUAUGUGCCUUAUCUUUGAGUAUGGUCACCUCAACCGGUCUGUAGUUUUGUUACACAGAGCUGACCUACAGGAGAGCACUACCCUAGUGUGGAUUAUCCCAUAUUGUUAUUACGUAUCAAUUACACUGACCCUUAUAACUUAUCCUAUCUGUGCCUACUUUCUGUAUUCCAUCCAGAAGCGAAACACUGUAGGACUAUUUAUCUACAUUAUUUGGAUAAUCUUCUAUGAUGUCUCCUGUUGCAUCAACAAAGUCCUGGUUAGCAGGGCUGCACAUUUUGCUCGGUUUUCCAUCAGUCCUUUGGAAUGGUUUGGGUUGGCCACCAGGAUUCCCGCAGACUGCUUUUGGCUCUCUUUUGUCAUUAAUUUUGCUUUGUUGGUUAUUGAAGGCAAAAGCACAGGGAGGAUGUCACUGCGGACAAGGCGGGUAUCGAGACAUGUGACAGAACCUUCCAGAUUUCGGUUGGGCGUCAAUGCUAGGAGAAUCCAAUGAGAAUUGUGAGAUUACUUUUCUAUGGACUUAUGCACACUAGGCCUGCACAACUUGGGACAUGCCAAGAAAUGAAAAGUCCACAAACCAUGUACUGCUAUCUUCUCGGUGUUUGAUAUGUCUCCUGUUAAUAUUGCCUGCCUGGAAUUGCAAAAACAGGAAGCUGUCAAGCACUAAGUGCACCACAGUAGUUAGUUUGGUGAGCUAGGACUGCAGGUUUAGUGUAUGCAUUUGUGGUAUUUUCAUGUGGUUUAAUUUGUUCUUAUUGCAUUACUUUAUUGGAUUGACCUGAUAUUCUUAAGAGACAUACAUUUCCUAUCAGUUGUAUCUGGAAUUAAUUUUCCCCAGCUUCAUGUUUUGUAUCAUUGAGUGUGAGAGCUGUGACAUCAGGCUAUUGGAGUAGGAUGAGGGUUUCUAGCCCAUAAUCAAAACGACAUGCCUCUGGAAAACUGGGAUUAUAUAUUGCAGUGGAGAAAGGUGUGCCUACCAAGAAUGCAUAAAGCUUUUGGAUGUACAUAUGUACUACAUAACAUGAUGGUGAUGUUUUAUUGCUACAUGCUAAAGUUGAAGAAAAACUAGUUUGUUCUCUUUCUUAGGACAGAACUACACAUCCCCACAAGGUUGCUAAAUAACAUGUAUGCAGGGUGGCGAAUUUGCAGAGGAGAAGCAAUUGGUAGGAAAGAGGUAUUUAACCCCUGCACAUCUUCCUCAACAGCUAUUUUUUCUCUAGCAAGGUCCCAAGCCUGCAAAGAAACUUGCCAGGGAAGGGACAGACUAGAGCAUACGUGAACAACCCUGCAGCCAGUCCUUCACCACUCUCCUUGCAGCUGGAGGAGCCACACCCAUUUUUCCCUACAGGCCAGCUGAUCAGGCAUCAACUGUGGGGAAAAGCCCAUUGUUCUGCCUGGACAGGUUUCUCAGUAGGGAUUGCUGCAGGGGUUGGCGGCUUUCCUUCAGGCAGCCAAUACUGUUGUUUCGCCAUCAAUAUUAGUGGUGGGGAAACCGUGAUCUUGGUGGCGAUUGCUUGGGAGGAGCAGAGACUUCCACAUUUCCCCACUCUCCAACAAUCUC
Elgaria multicarinata webbii is the source of this 1749-nucleotide messenger RNA. RefSeq names its product transmembrane protein 217 (gene TMEM217). The record is from RefSeq and is a predicted model, not a curated record. NCBI's taxonomy places the organism in Eukaryota, Metazoa, Chordata, Lepidosauria, Squamata, Anguidae. The coding region runs from base 103 to 681 and encodes 192 amino acids. The transcript has 2 exons.